Plasmopara halstedii is the source of this 189-nucleotide messenger RNA. RefSeq lists its product as uncharacterized. The record is from RefSeq and is a predicted model, not a curated record. NCBI's taxonomy places the organism in Eukaryota, Oomycota, Peronosporomycetes, Peronosporales, Peronosporaceae. The transcript has 2 exons. The coding region runs from base 1 to 189 and encodes 62 amino acids.
AUGGCGUUGCUCAAAGGGAUGCAUUUUAAGUUGUAUCAUUUGAGUAUCGACAUAGAAACGCGAUGGAAAUCUCUUGCCUGUCUUCAUUUGAGUCAGAGUAUUGGAUUCAAUAUAGAACGGAUUGUGGGUUGGUUGCUUCAGAAGCAACUUAUGAAGCGGACGAGCGUACCUCAACCUACAACCCCGUGA